AUGGCAAUCACGUACCAUGCACCGCCUCAACCAACUGAGCAACCAGUGGCACCUCGUCAUCGCUCAAGGGUAGACGCGGACGUCGUCAUGGACGACGGCACCGUGAUCCGGACCACCGUUACGUCGUCUGCCUGUGAUGUCUUGCUCUUUCUCCGGGAGCUCCAGGAACUAUUCUGCAAAGAGAUCCAUGACCACAAUAGCCUCAGCAAGGUCCAAGAGCAGCAAGGCCUGGAGGAGGUCCAACAGCACCUCCAUUGCCUCGUCGUCGGCCUCGAUACGGAGUGGCACCAAAUCUCUGAGACCGGCGGGAAGCCCCGGUACCAGAUCGCUGUCCUCCAGCUCUGCGUCGGCGACCGCUGCCUUGUCUACCAGAUUUUCCACGCCGACUACAUCCCUGCCGAGCUCGCGGCCUUCCUCGCCAACCCUGACUUCUGCUUCGUCGCCGUCGGGGCGGGUGGCGACGUCAAGCGGCUGCAUGACGACUGUAACCUUGAGGUGGCCCACACGAUGGACCUGCCUCAGGUCGCGGCGGUUGUGCUCGGCCGACCAGAGCUCCGGCAGGCAGGGCUCAAGACCCUAGCGCGAGAGGUGAUGGACACUCUCAUCGAGAAGCCGAAGAAGGUGACAAUGAGCAAGUGGGCCGCGCCGCACCUGUCAUGGGAGCAGGUCCGGUACGCCUGCAUCGAUGCCUUCGUGUCGUUCGACGUUGGCCGCCGGCUACUCUGCGAACCCCGUGUUUAA
This is a messenger RNA of Triticum turgidum subsp. durum (durum wheat), 741 nucleotides long. The record is from the annotation of a GenBank genome assembly. Lineage: Eukaryota; Viridiplantae; Streptophyta; Magnoliopsida; Poales; Poaceae.